AACAGAUUAAAAAAACAAACCAGAAUACAAACAUGAAUAGUAAUGCUUACCAAAUAAAUAUAAACAUGUAGAAAAUAAUAAGUGAUUAAAUAAAGAUUUUAACAUGGAAAAAAAAUUGAAAUUAUUACAUGAAGUGUAUUAGAAGCCGCACACGAUUCACAAAUGAUUCCCCAAAAAGUUAAAAAAAAAGAAAAUCACAAUAAGCGACUUUACCACGAAAGCGGAACAAAAUCAACAUUUCAGUGCUGCGUCUUUCAAAUUCCUCCCGCGUGGUGACACAAUGACACCAUUGACUGACGCAACCGGCCAAGAAAACACAUUCCUGCGGCGACAACAGCCAGCAUAAAAACUCUACUGGGAAGUUUUCGGCGGAUCUCUGGAAUCUGCUCUAUUUUUUUUUCUAUUUUUUUUUCUUCUCUUCUUCCUGCCGCUACACCUCGUGAGAAGGAUGUUUGCGUCGUUUCCUGGAGGAAGCGCCUGGGCCUCGAGCAUGUGAGCCACUCGCAGGCUCGGCAAAGUGUCGAGCGGAUGGAACUCGGAUGACAAGCCCCGAUUUAAAAAUUUUUUUUUCCCCUGAAAGUUUCUAUUUAUUUAAGAUUUUUAAACCGCCCGUGGUCCGGAUGAGUGGGCCGCGCUGGAACCGGCUGUCGGCUCUCUGGAAGAACUGGAUCUUCAAUCAGGAGCCCGCUGCCGAAGCGGCGCGAAAGGAUGAGGACCAGGAUCGCAAUGUGGAUUCUAAGCCGGCGAAAGCCAAAGUCACCAAACAGAACUCUGAUCCCUGGCCUCAGAAUUCCACUCCGGACAUCGAGCCGUCUAAAGUUCUCCUCCGCAGCCGCUCCCAAGCAACGCCGGAGCGGUCCUUUUUGCGUUCUGAGGAGGGUGCCCGCUGUGUGUUGCAGGUGGACAACGGCGGCGAGGGCGACGACGGCUUCCUGAAUCGGGCCGGCUCGCAGCGGCGGUCCCGCCGACGCUUCCGCAGGAUCAACCCCAAGGGCGAGCGGGAGCUGAUCACGGACGGCCAAGAACCCGCCGGAUACAAGGAUCAUCUCAACAACCAGCUUCCUGCCGACCUCAAUAAGAUGCACUUGACUGACCACGCCCACCAGCAGGUGAUGCACGUGCCCGCCAGCCAGUCGGGCUGCAGCAUCGCCAGCGACUCGGGCAGCAGCAGCCUGUCGGACAUCUACCAGGCCACAGAGAGCGAACUGGGUGACGUGGACCUGUCCGGCCUACCCGAGGCUCCCGUGGACAGCGAGGAGGAGGAAGAGGAGGAUGAGGAUCUGGAGAGAGCCUCGGAUGCGCUGCUGGGCCGAGAUCUUGUGCGCGAGUGUCUGGAAAAAGACCCGGCCGACCGCAACGACGACGACAUCGAGCAAUUGUUGGAGUUUAUGCACCAGCUGCCAGCCUUCGCCAACAUGACCAUGUCGGUGCGUCGGGAGCUGUGCAGCGUGAUGGUGUUCGAGGUGGUGGAGCAGGCGGGCACCGUCAUUCUGCAUGACAAGCAGGAGCUGGAUCUGUGGUACGUCAUCCUGAACGGGGCGGUGGAGAUCGGCCGCCCCGAGGGCAGGGCGGAGAUGUUGUGCAUGGGCAACAGCUUCGGUAUCUCGGCCUCGCUGGAAAAGCAGUACAUGAACGGCGAGGUGCGCACCAAAGGGGACGACUGCCAGUUGGUCUGCAUCGCCCAGGAGGACUACUGGCGCAUCCUCAACCACGUGGAGAAGAACACGCACAAGGUGGAGGAGGAGGGCGAGAUCGUCAUGGUGAAGGAGCACCGAGAGCUGGACCGAAGCGGCACCCGCAAGGGACACAUUGUCAUCAAGGGGACCCCCGAGCGCCUGAUCAUGCACCUGGUGGAGGAGCCCUCAGUGGUGGACCCCACCUACAUCGAGGACUUCCUGCUCACUUACCGCACCUUCGUGUCCAGCCCCCUGGAGGUGGGCAAGAAACUACUGGACUGGUUCCAGAUGGACACGCUCAGAGACACGGUGACGCGUAUCGUGCUGCUGUGGGUCAACAACCACUUCAACGACUUUGAGGGCAACACGGCCAUGACGCGCUUCCUGGAAGACUUUGAGAAGCUGCUGGAGGCCGCGAAAAUGAAAGGCCACCUGCGGCUCCUCAACAUCGCCUGCGCCGCCAAGGCCAAGUGGCGGCAGAUCACGCUGCAAAAGGCCUCGCGCGAAUCGCCGCUCUACUUCAGCGUGCUGGGCGGCAGCGAGCGCGGCUUCGGCAUCUUCGUCGAGUCGGUGGAGGACGGCAGCAAGGCGGCCGAGGCGGGACUCAAACGCGGGGACCAGAUCAUGGAGAUCAACGGGCAGAACUUUGAGAACAUCUCUUUCUCCAAGGCCGUGGACAUCUUGAGGAACAAUACGCAUUUGUCCCUCACCGUCAAGACCAACAUAUUCGUCUUUAAAGAGCUGCUGAGCCGGAUCACGCACGAGAAGAAGAACGGUGGGCCGCACCUGCCCAAGAUCCAGGAGAAAAAGGGCAAUCGCUUUUCAAUCCCGGACCUGCCCGGCGACAUGGAGUUUGCCAGCGACCACAAAGCCACGCGCAAGAUGAAGGCCAACACGGUGUCCGGCGGCCGCAACAAGAUCCGCAAGAUGCUGGAGAAGACGCGCUUCAGCAUCCUGCCCCCCAAGCCCUUCAGGGGCCUAUUUGGUGACGGCGGCAUGGGUCAGUCGCAGGACGACAGCAUCGUGGGGACCAAACAGUGUCGGCACAGCGUGGCCAUCAUGCCCAUCCCGGGCAGCCUGUCGUCAAGCAGCCCGGACCUCCUGCAGCCCGCCACCAGCGUCCUGGACUUCUCCAACCCGGCAGCGCUGGGACUGUACUACAUCCCGGACCAGGUGAUCCGUGUGUUUAAGGCUGACCAGCAGAGCUGCUACAUCAUCAUUAGCAAGGACACCACCGCCAAGGAUGUGGUGGCGCACGCCGUCAACGAGUUCGGACUGACGCCGGCCGCCGAGAACUACUCGCUGUGCGAGGUGUCGGUCAGCCCGGAGGGCGUCAUCAAGCAGCGCCGCCUGCCCGACCAGCUCUCCAAGCUGGCCGAUCGCAUUCAGCUGAACGGCAGGUACUACCUGAAGAACAACAUGGAGACGGAGACGCUGUGUUCCGACGAGGACGCCCAGGACCUGCUGCGCGAGAGUCACAUCUCGCUGCUGCAGCUCAGCACCAUGGAGGUGGCCGCCCAACUCUCCAUGCGCGACUUUGAGCUCUUCCGGAACAUCGAGUCCACCGAGUACGUGGACGACCUGUUCAAGCUGGACUCGGCGGCGGGCGGCGGCCACCUCAAGCGCUUUGAGGAGGUCAUCAACCAGGAGACCUUCUGGGUGGCCACCGAGCUCCUGAAGGAGCCCAACGCCCUCAAGAGGAUGAAGACCGUCAAGCACUUUGUUAAGAUUGCCUUGCACUGCCAAGAGUGCAAGAACUUCAACUCCAUGUUCGCCAUCAUCAGCGGUCUGAACUUGGCCCCGGUGGCUCGCCUGCGCAGCUUGUGGGAGAAGCUGCCCAGCAAGUACGACAAACUUUUCGGGGACCUGCAGGACGUCUUUGACCCGUCACGCAACAUGGCCAAGUACCGCAACGUCCUGAGCGGCCAGAGCAUGCAGCCGCCAGUCAUCCCGCUCUUCCCCGUGGUCAAGAAGGACCUCACGUUCCUGCACGAAGGCAACGACUCAAUGGUGGACGGCCUGGUGAACUUCGAGAAGCUGCGGAUGAUCGCCAAGGAGAUCCGACACGUGGUCCGGAUGACGUCGGCCAACAUGGACCCCGCCCUGAUGUUUAGACAACGGAAGAAGAGGUGGAAGAGUUUAGGGUCCCUGAGUCAGGGCAGCACCAACUCCAACAUGCUGGACGUGCAGGGCGGCGGGCACAAGAAGCGCGUGCGCCGCAGCUCACUGCUCAAUGCCAAGAAGCUCUACGAGGAUGCGCAAAUGGCCCGCAAGGUCAAGCAGUACCUGUCCAACCUGGCGGUGGAAACGGACGAGGACAAGCACCAGGUCAUGUCGCUGCAGUGCGAGCCCGCCUACACCACCAUUUCGAAAAACCUGAGCGACCGGCGGUCCAACAAGUCGGACAUGUCGCCUGUGUCGCUGCGGUCGCCGUUGCCGACGGGAAAGAGCCAGAACCGGGUGUCGCAGGUGCUUCAGGUGCAGGUGCCGCUCAACCCGCUGCGCAAGAAGAGCACCGCCAAGGACGUGGGCCCGCCCAACUUCAGCUCCCCUCAGGUGGUGAAGAAGCCCCCCGCCAGUUCAGCGGACGAGUGGAGCACCAAGAGGCCCUCGGACGACACCGUGUCCACCAUCUCGUCCCUGCACUCCAGCCCCACCGUGUCGCCGCAGGGCUCGCCGCGCAAAGGCCCUUCGACCAAAGCCCAGACCUGCUCCAGCCAGAUGAACCUGUCCGGAUCGUCGUCGUCAUUAACUAGCGAGGCCAGCACCAAAGCCAGCACCGUCAGCCUGCGCAGCUACGGCAUAGGUUACGCGCUGCUCCCCCCGGGCAAAACGGACAACCUGUCCGACUCCAGCCACAGCGAGAUCUCGUCUCGCUCCAGCAUUUGCUCCGUGGACUCGGUGCCCGCUCCAGGUCUGGAGGAACGGUGUAACAGCAUCGGUGCCAGGACGUCCGUUGCGUCUGCCACCGCCGCCCCCAAUGUACCGGCCGGCGUGCCCACGCCCGAGAGCUCGGCGGCCACGCACUUGAAUGUGGACUACAGCCAGCCCAGCACCAGUUCUUCUUCUUCUGCGGCGGCGGCCGCGUUUUCAACUCGGGGCUACGCCGCACGAGGCUCCACCUUCACGUCGUCCAUCUCCACGGAGGAGCUGACGCCCGACCUGGCCUCCCUGGACUCGGUGGCCGACAGCGGGCGGGGCAGCUGGACGUCAUGCUCCUCGAACUCUCACGACUCUUUCCAGAGCUUGCCCGCUUCCUCCUGCCGCCCGUGGGACCACGGCGUCCACGGGCACCCGCUGGCGCUUGCUCAUCGGCUGGCCAGCGCGACCAUCGCUGAGGCAGAUGCCGCCCGCGACUCGGAGCUGGCCAAGCAGUCGCGGCAAAGUUGGGCGUCGUCCGGCUCCUUGUCGGAUACGUACGAGGGGAAUUACGGCACGGUGAAGCGGAGGAACACCGCCGAGCAGCAGCAGAUGCCGCCUGGCUCCGGCUCGUCGGCCUCACCAACCAAUGACGAGGGAAUGCAGAGCACAGACCCUGCCUACAAAACGGUGACAUCCAGCACGGAGAAGGGGCUCAUCGUUUACUGCAUCACCUCCCCCGCCAAGGAUGAGCGUUACCGAGCUCCUCCUCCCACCCCUCCAGGCUAUCAGGGUCUGUCCCUGGGCGACAUCAAAGAUGGAAGCAAUGGCCCCGUGGUGGUCACGGUGGGGGCGGGGCCACCCGUGAGGCCUCCCCACCUCAAACCGCCCGACUAUAGCGUGGCCAUGCAAAGGAGCAAACUACUGCAGAGUCCGGGAGCCGCCGGAAGCCUGGCAGAGGCCCGGAGGCUUGCCGGCAGAACACGUGACAUGAACGACAGCGAGGACGACGAACAAGUUUCCGCCGUGUAGACGAGUGGAUGUCCGGGUUGUGCACUAUGGCCGGGUACAAUUUUGACCACCUCCUGGAACACGUGCCUGCUUGACAAAAAACUUCUGACCUUGCGGCGGGGGGAGGAGGGACUAGGAACUAGCGCCACUUUUUACUUGGGACAAGAUGGCCGCCAGAAGGAUCCCAGAAUCAUGUGCGGGACUUUUGUCAUGCUUUUUCGCCUCUCCAAGCGCCCCUCGCCAUCCCUCCCUCCCCCUGAAACUUGUGCCUGCUUCACUUGAAAAGAAACUUUUUAAAGACUUCAGACCAGGAAAAGAAAGACAACAGUUUAAUCAUUUUUAAGCUUUUAUUAUUAUAUUUUUUUUACCAUUUUAACUUUGCACCACAUUUUCCUCGGGACAAGAUGGUGUAAGGAAGGAGGUAAGGCGGUUUGUGGAGCACUUACUGUUCUCGGGGGAAACAAAAUGGCCGCCUCUUGAAGCUAGCUACUCAAACGGCGUGCAACCUCCUGGACUAGGGGGAAAAAAUAUUCAAAGUAAUGCUUAUUUUAAAAGCGCAAACAAUUAGGGGGUAAAGGGGAUGUUUUGUUUACAGUGUUGAUUGGAUGAGAGGCCUAGCCCCGCCCCUUUUUUAUUUAAAUCGCAGCCAAACAGGAAGUGCGUCUCCAUUCCCGUGUUCAUCGGAUACAAAAGCGAUUGGUCUUCCCAAGGUCCACUCCUUGAGCAUUGUUCGGAAGACUUGAAAUGCUAACAUCGUUGCAAAUGUAUAAAUACACGAAUGGAAACGUGUGUAUAUAUAUAUAUACAUAUAAAAUUAUUUUUGUCGUUGGUUUUGCCGUAAAUUAAUGAUGGUGUAUAGAUGACAUACUGUGGAAUAUUUUUGAAUAUUUUGUUACAAAAACUUUUUUUUUUGCUGGCUCCUUGCUUGUGCUUUUCAUAGCCAUGUAGAUGCUGCUGCUGUGUGUGUGCGUGCGUGUGUGUGUGUGCGUAUGUGCGUGUGUGUGCAUAGGGAUGUAUUUUUAUUGCUUUAUUUAUCUCACAAAAUAUAACAAUAGGUAUUGACCCCCAUGCCGGGUUUCCUGGAUCUCAGGCUCCAUUGAGUUUCUUUGCCGCCUGUGUUAGUUGACAAGGAUGCCUUGUUUGUCUCUUGCCCCCCCCCCCCCCCCCCCCCCCGUUAGCACUCCUCAGCCCCUCGUGGCUCUACUCGGCCUCCGUUUUGUCACCUCCCAGGGCCCUCCAGUGGGCGUCUCCUCAAAUCUGGUCACCUUUGUCAUAUUAACCCGCCUGUGAUUCCUUGUGGAUCUCCACUCGGACUCCGAGUGAGUCUAUAGACCGCUGACAUGCCCUCUUGGCCCCCAGCAGGUCCCCUUUUGGAUGUCCAGGUCUCCUGGACCUCUUAAAUGUGUUCAAUAUGUUGUCCCAACACUCCUGAAAGCAUCUUUUGUUACAUAAAGCCCACCCUACACAGUAAGUCACCUGGACCGUUCACAGGUCCUCGUGGCACCCUCUGCCUCCUUUUAGGUCAACCGGAUCUUGGUUUGAUCCUCUGCACGGACUGAGUCAUCAUUUUGACACUUUCUUCCUUUUUUUGCACAGCUCCACUCCUGACGUUCAAAACCAUGUUUCAGUAUUAACCCUCCCUCAAGUGUGUAGUUGUUCUUUCCAAAGUAGCUUCACAAUUUAAAAACUUCUCUUCAGUUUUCCCAACCCUCCAUUUGCCCCCCCCCCAUACACUCCCACUAGAAUGCAAUAACCGAUGUGAAUGAGAAGCGAUGACGAGGAUGCACUGUAAGCUGUAAAAGUGAGUGUUUGCCGCACAAAUAACGUCCCAUAUGUGUGUACAAGUGGCACUCGUCUCGUUGCUGUUUUUUAUGUCUUUUACAAAGACGACUCCAUUUCGGCCUCGUACGCAUUGUAUAUGUCUAUUUUUUACCGGUGGAUUGUACAUAGUUGUUCUAUUUUUGUUCCAAGACGGUGUGUACAAAGGAUUUAAAACAAAGAAGAAAGGACAUUUUAUUUCCUUUUAAGUCUACUGAUAAUAAUUUGGACAAUGAAUAAAAUCCUGAUAUGGAAA
Molecule: messenger RNA, 7620 nt
Organism: Hippocampus zosterae (dwarf seahorse)
Lineage: Eukaryota; Metazoa; Chordata; Actinopteri; Syngnathiformes; Syngnathidae
Product: rap guanine nucleotide exchange factor 6-like
Exons: 27
Coding region: 540-5567 (1675 amino acids)
Biological process (GO): small GTPase-mediated signal transduction; positive regulation of ERK1 and ERK2 cascade
Molecular function (GO): guanyl-nucleotide exchange factor activity; protein binding
Source: RefSeq, a predicted model, not a curated record